Aspergillus bombycis is the source of this 969-nucleotide messenger RNA. RefSeq lists its product as uncharacterized. NCBI's taxonomy places the organism in Eukaryota, Fungi, Ascomycota, Eurotiomycetes, Eurotiales, Aspergillaceae. The transcript has 3 exons. The record is from RefSeq and is a predicted model, not a curated record. Bases 1 to 969 code for a protein of 322 amino acids.
AUGGAGCCGCCACAUGUCAAAUCACCAUAUCAGGCAACCAUCAGCGCUAGUCGUUGCCAGGGUCUCAUCGUCGAGAUCAACUCGAUGAUAGAGAUUGCGAAGCAUGGAAGACUGCAACUCGAUUUCGAUCAAUAUAGCUCUUUAGAAGCAGCAAGUCAGGAGCUUGCUAAAAUUGCGUCUAGCUUUGCUGGAGAGGUAAAAGAACUAGUGAAGAGGAGAAAGCAUACUGUCAUUCUAGAAGGGCAAAAGCUUUUGUCACAUGCCGAAUCCAUGAAAUCAGAGUUAUGGGCCACCGGCAAGUUGAGAAAUAAAACCACAUUCAUUAGAAAUAUACAGUUAUUCUUCAGACCCCCAGAGGAAUCAAAACUAGACAACCCGCCAGUCCGCCAAAGGAAGAAGUUAACUCGCGAGCGAUCUGAAAGAAUUCGAAACCUAACGCCAGAUGGGACAAUCACAUGGGCCGCUGCUUUUAUUCCCAGUGUUUGGGAUUCGAACCAUUUAUCGAAGAGCACUUUCGACUUCGUUGUUGAAUUUCUGGAUUCGGACCAUCCACAUCGAUGGCCUGCUCAAGUAUACGAAGUGUUGGAUACACUAGCAGCUGAGCAACCACUCCAAGAUUCGCCGGAAUUCAAGAAUUUCUUGAUAUCGGUGAAUAGAAGUGCAGAAGAUGCUCGAAGGGAAGACCAAUCUGUAAUACAGCAGACUGAGCCAAGGUCGUAUGGCGUCCCUGAAGUUCACGGGCCUGCCCAAGAAGUCAUCGAAAUGGCAUUCCUCGUUCCACCUUCCAGGUUGGAUGGACUCCUGAAACUCUAUCCUCCAUCAACAUCUCGCCAUAGCAUUAUCCUUACGAUUCCUAUCGAAGACCGCGUUGCAACAGUGGUUAUAUCUAUACCCCGUGAAGACGCUGUCCGAUUCGGCUACGAGUCCACUUUGCCUGUGAUCUUCAAUUCGAACCCCCUCUCUGCGUGA